UUCAGUUUCGCCAUUGGGGAUAUGGUGGGAUCAGUACCCGGGCUAACAAAGCCAGCAAGACCUCCUGAGUCAACAAUUUUCCCAAAUCAAAGAUUACAAAACAAAAAGCCUCAAUUCACUUACACAAAAGAGCAUACUUUCCUCACCGAUAUGGACGACAUAGACUGCCCCCAAGACGACGAGUAUACACCAUUUGAUCAACGGUAUCUAAAUGGCCCUAAGGAGGAUAAGCAAAUAUUCAGGGACCCGACCAACAUGGGCUCAUUUGGAAGUCUGAGAUCAGGACCGUUCUUUGUGAAACAUGCAUGGCUAGAAACCAAACCGUCCUUUGAUUCUACUGAAAACGGUAUAUUCGAUGAAGAUGAACCUUUAUCGGCAAGCCCCAUUCCAUCGAAACAGAACAGGCCACCGAUAUCCACUUCGUAUCCGGCGCCUCAACACCAGUAGAAGAUGCCGUAUAACGGACCUCGUUGUACAUUUCAUCGAACGGCUCCAGGUUGAUGAGAAACAAUCGAGAACACCAUCGAUCUAAGAAGUAGCAUGUACCAGUCACAGUUGAUCAUGCGGCAACACGCGACAGUUUUCGAUUGAUAAUUUUAAUUGUUUUUAUUAAUUAAUUUUAUGUUUUUAUCUUCCUUUAAUCAGAACAGUUACAUCUUUUUGUAUCAAACUAUAGCAAAUUGUUAUAUAAUAACACGAUUUGUGCGAAACAGUACUUCUGUAUAGAGAUAUGAAAUGUGGAAUAGUUAUUUAAUUAAAACAUGUAAGUUUUGUCGUAGAAUAACGUUAUAGCCUUUAUAAAUAAUUGGCAAGAUAAAGGAUAUAAGUAUAUGUCUUAACAAUAAUCACCCGGAUACAAUUUUCAUAUAAAGUGUCAUUUGUCUCCAGAUAACUAUGCAUAAGAAUUAUACCGUAAUACCCAAUCCACCUUAAAAAACAGCUGAUACCAUCACGGUACCAACAAUAAUUUUGUUUCAUAUUUAUAAUCAUGUUGGCGAUAUUUUUUUAAUAAAUAAUUUUGCUUCCUGAUAGAUUAAUCAAUUACAUUGUCGAACAUUUACUAAUAGACCGAUAUGGAAUGAUAUUUAAAGAAUCACUAGUAUGACUUGAUGAUGACGUCAUACACUGUUCAAUGGAAUAGCUAUAGAAAUGUAUCAUUAAAGUUAGAGACUAGAUCAGAAGUUGGUUAGACAUAUGUUAUUAAAGUUAUACGAUGACGGCAUAGACACUUAAUAAUCAGGCAAAUAGAUACAACGUGUGUAAGGGUUUGAUGGUUAACAACAGAAACUAAUGACAUCGUGUUUGUAGAAACAUGCCAAUAGGAUUUAGGUGAAGAUAUCAAACUAUAAAAAACAUUGAGUACAGAUACAAAUCAUUAAAGUGUCGUAAUGACUAAUGAAUCCAGAUCCGUAUUAGUAUAUCAGAAUUAGGAGAUGACGUCAUAGUUGGCCGGAAACAGCAAACAGAUCAUGUCGAUUUAAGUGAUGUGUGAAUUUAGACCAGGGCAAGGCUGCCAUUGUUAAGUGGUUAUCACUAUGUUUUAACAUUAUGUUACAGUAAAUAAAAAGUAUAUUUCAUCA
This is a messenger RNA of Pecten maximus, 1580 nucleotides long. RefSeq lists its product as uncharacterized. Bases 22 to 447 code for a protein of 141 amino acids. NCBI's taxonomy places the organism in Eukaryota, Metazoa, Mollusca, Bivalvia, Pectinida, Pectinidae. The transcript has 5 exons. The record is from RefSeq and is a predicted model, not a curated record.